Frieseomelitta varia is the source of this 5884-nucleotide messenger RNA. Its product is annotated as metacaspase-2-like. The transcript has 11 exons. Gene Ontology annotation, biological process: biosynthetic process. Gene Ontology annotation, molecular function: strictosidine synthase activity. NCBI's taxonomy places the organism in Eukaryota, Metazoa, Arthropoda, Insecta, Hymenoptera, Apidae. The coding region runs from base 728 to 5005 and encodes 1425 amino acids. The record is from RefSeq and is a predicted model, not a curated record.
CAUUUAUGUGAAAGUGCUUACAUAUGUGCAUGCACUCAAAGAAAAUUGCUUGUCAUUUAAAUAUCAAAAAAAUAUCCUCCUAAGUUCUUUAUAAUAAAUCGUCUUUCUGACACGAAGGAAAUAAAUAUUUCUACAGCGAAGUGUUGGACAUAUGAUAAUAAAAAGAUCGUCAAUCAAGUUUCUGGUGUUAAGAAUAAAGUUAAGAAUUUUCAUUAAUGUUACCUAUAUUUCCUAAAGAUGUAUCUUCAAUUGAAUUGGUUUUCCGAUCUAUAAAUGGAAGUAAAUUGAAGCUUAUUGAUAAAAGUACAAAGGCCAGGAAUGUUAUGAAAUUUGUUUUACAUAAAAACAUACAUUUAAAUGUGAAUAUAACUUUCCUUUUGCUAUUUACAACAGCAGUUUUAUGGAAAGCAUUUAACAUUUUCAUACCAUUUAUUUCAUGUACAUUAGUAUUAAUACUACAAAUUAUCUGCUUUGUCACCUCUGUAAAUAAAGUUACAUUAACAGUAGUAGAAUUUGUUGGUAUAUAUACUGAAGGACAAAGAAUAUUUUAUGGUCCUAGUUUAUGUGAAUUUAUUCCUUGGGAUACAGUGAUAGAUGUAUUUAUUAAUGAAGUUAUAACAGGACAAAAAGUAUUAUAUUAUCUUACGAUAAUAAUAAAAGACUCAGUUAAUGGGAAAGAUUCUAUAAAACUGGUUCCUUUAUUUCAAAACCUAAUACCUGAAAGAAAAUGCCUGGAAUAUAUGUACGAAAAGCUAGCUGGAUUGAUUGGACCCAAAAGGAAGAAAAUCCAGCUUUAAUAGUACCCGGUUCAUACUGGUUAUGUCAUAAAACCAAGAUAUAUAAAUUUAUUUUUAGAUAUCACCGUACAAGCAGAAAUAUAAAGCAUUUUAAUUUUGGAAGAGAAUUAAUGAAAAUUAUUAGAAGAAUUAUAAAAGAUCAACCUCCCCAAAAUCAACAAUUUGGUACAAAUCAUCUUGUAGUCACUUUCCAUCAUACAUCAUGGACUAGACAAGAUAAAAUAUUUGCAAUGUUGAAGUUUAAAGAACGAUCAGUUAUAGCAUUUUCUCACGCAUUUAUAUUAACUAUAAAAGUGGUUAAUCCCAAACAGAAUUCAGACAAUACAUUUUCUCAAGAUCAUUCUCUAAUCUAUCGAAAUGAAAAUUCAAAUAACACACAUAAAUCUGAAAAUAAAAUUGAACAAGAAAAUGAAAAAUGUUUAUUGCAUUCUUCUAAAAUUGAUUAUUCAAAGACAAAUAAACAAUGUGAUAAUAUGCAAGAACAAAUUUUAAAAUAUGAAAGUAAAAGUAUUCAAUUGAAUAAUAAAAAUAUGAAAACGAAUUUUAAAGAAUUAUCAUUAAGUAAAGAAUCAGCGAAACAAUCAUUAAAUGACAAUGAAGAUAAAUUUAAAUUUUGCAAAGAUACAAAUAUGUCAUUUAAAGUACACAUGUCACCUAAACAUAGUAAAGAGUUAAAUGAUAAAAUGGAACAAAGCAUUAACUGUGUACAGAAUCAAGGUAUUAGACAUCAAUUAUCAGACGACAGGAUAGAUAUUAAUAAAUAUAAUAUUGAAAAGGAUAAAAAUAAUUCGAUAUCGAAUAAUAGUAAAAUGUUAAAUGAUAACAGUAUUAAUGAUGAUGCUAAUACAGAUUCUGUCAAUUUACCAUAUCAGUAUUUGAUAGAAAAAGAGAUAGAAGAUGCAAAGCAGAAUACAUUAGAAGAAAUAAAUGAGAAAGAUGCUACAAAUAAUAUAGAAAUUACCAAAAUAGAAGAUCCACCUUGUUCUAAGAAAAAAAAGAAUACGUUAGAAGUACCACGAUCUUCUGAUAUUACGGAUUUAGUAAUGGAAGGUUUAAUGUUCACAAUUCGUCAGGGUCAAGAUGCUAUAGCAGUUAUAGAACAAAAAACUAAAUUGGAGGUAGAUGAAGUAUUAGAAAAUUCAGAAAAAAUUGAGACAAAGGAAGGUGAAAAGUGUUUGCGAAAUUCUAGUUUACUUGGCUUAGAAAAUUUAGUAACGAUGAUUAAAUUACCAAAAAGAAACGAAUUUAAAAGUGAACAUCGGAACGUAAUUAGUCAAAAAUCUACUUUAGAAAAUCAGUCUAUGAGUAAAUCCUUAUUUAAUAAUGUGAAACAUCCCUUAAGAAAUAAUGAAAUUAAAGAAAAAAACUUUACAUCUGGAUUAAAAUACUCUUUUAAUAAUUCUAUUUCAGCUAGUACUAGUUAUACAAAUAAUAAUAAUAGCUUAAGUAUUACAAAUAAACGUCGCUAUUCUGACAUACAUGAUAAAUGUGGAAAGCGUAUAAAAGUUAUAAAAAAUAAAUAUUUGAAGUAUGAAGAAGAAAAAAAAGGCGAUGACGAUGAAGAUGAAGAAGACCAAGACGAAGAUAUAGUACCAGAAGCAUUACAAAAUGGAACAUCUACACUAUCUUUUGAGUUUAAAGAUGAAUUAAAAUCUAUGCCAAACAAAGAUUUAUUAAUGGAUGAUAUUGAUAAUGAAAAUUUAAUAAAAUUUGAAAUAGGCAAGAAUGAACUUAAGCCUAAUUUUAAUAACAGUUUACAUUUUAAAAGAUACUCAAGAAGUUCAAAUCAUAAUUCAAUAUCUACAAAGUUCUUUAUAGAUGAAACACAAAAAUUGCAUAAAGAUACAAUAUGUGAAUCUAAAUUUAAUGGUGCAAACAAGUAUAAAUCAAAUGUUCCAGUAAUUAUUUCAAAUCAAAUUAUUACUCUAAACGAAAUGCCUUUGCCACUACAGAAAAUACUCAGAAAUAAAUUAUCAACAAAACAUAAUCUCUUAAAUGAUAAAAAUGAGAUAAAUACAGAUAAUAUUGAGGUUUGCAAAACACAAGCGUGUCAAAAUGAAAAUAAUGCUUCUAAUGCACAAUUAGGAAAUCAAAUUUUAGAUAAUAUAUUAACAUUAAGAGAUGAUAAAAAAACGUGUAAUGAAAGUACAUUAAACACAGAAGAGAAAUGUUGUAAUAUGAGUUCUCAAGAAGUCAUAAAACUAACAGAGGAAAAAUUGCAAAAACAAGAUGAUUGUAUCGACAAACCAGUAUUAUCUUCGACUAAACUAAAGAACAUUACACAAGAAUUUUAUAAAAACCUUUCAUAUUUGAAAAAAGAAAAUUUAACAAAUCAAAAGUACUUAAGAUCUAGAAGAAAAUCAUUGAAUUAUACUAAUAAUGGUGAAGUGCAUAUACAAAUGCUUAAAUUUUUUCAAGAUAUUACAAGAGGUGCCAAGGUUGUUGUAACGCGUAUAAAUGUAAAUAAAUGUUCGUAUAAAACUGGUACUGCAAUGAAGAAACUAAUGGGGUACAUAAAGUCUAUUGGUACCGUGAUAAUAUAUAUUAGUUUUUUCUUAGCUGUCAUUACCUUUUUGCCGGGUUUACCUCCAGAAGCAGAAUAUUCCGAAUAUAGCAUAAAGUUCCCUUCGGAUGUGCAACUGAAAUACGAAACGAAAACUCGAUUACAAGAACCUGAAAUAUUAUUCUCAGGAGAGAUUAAAGGUCCAGAAGAUUUUGCAUCGUUCAACGGAGAAAUAUACACUGGCAUACGUGGGGGUUAUGUUGUGAAAAUUGAAGAAAAUCGAAUUAAACCGAUUGUAAAAUUUGGACAAAAAUGCGAUGGUUUGUGGCAGGAAGAGAAAUGUGGUAGACCCUUGGGUUUGAAGUUUAAUGAUAAUGGAGAAUUGUUUGUAGCUGAUGCUUACUAUGGUAUUUUUAAAGUGAAUGUUAACACACGACAAUAUGUAAAUAUAGUCAAUAGUUCUGAACCUAUUGAUGGAAAGACUGCAAAAAUCUUUAAUUCAUUGGAUAUUGCAAAGAAUGGAGAUAUUUAUUGGACAGAUUCAUCUACAGAUUUUUAUCUUCAUGAUGGAAUGUAUUCAUUCUUUGCUAAUCCAUCAGGAAGGCUUAUUAGAUACAAUGCAGCAACAAAAAAAAAUGAAGUGUUAAUAAAAAAUUUAGGAUUUCCAAAUGGUGUCUUAUUAAGUGAUGAUGAAAGCUUUGUAAUUGUAGGAAGCACUCUUAACUUAAAAAUUCUAAAAUAUAACCUGAAAGGUCCAAAAGCUGGACAACAAGAAAUCUUUAUAGAAGGUUUACCUGGUCUAUGUGAUAAUAUACACAGUGAUGGACAAGGAGGAUUUUUAGCAUCUCUUUUCUCUCCUGUAGAUUCUGAAUAUCCUACUUUACCUUUAUCUUUUAUACCACAUCCAUACAUACGAAAGAUGAUAUCAAGACUAAUUUAUUCAAUAGAAGGUCCAUUUAAAUUAUUGCAAGAUAUUUAUCCAAAUUAUUAUUCAGAAAGAGUUUUACAUACGAUAGGUUCGUUUGAAGUUGGAAAAUAUUUAAUAUUGAAAACUGAUUCACUGAUACUUAGAUUGGAUAAAACCGGAAAAAUUUUGAAUAUUUUAUAUUCGGAAAAUGGCGAUGUUAGUAGUAUUUCUAGCGCUCACAUAAAUAAUGGAUAUUUAUGGCUUGGUUCUCCUUGGAAUGAUAAUAUUAUGAGGAUUUCAUUAAAGCAAGCAUUUCCAGAUUUAACAAUUAAUACAAAAUCUUCUGCUGAAAAGGAACAAAAACAGAAAGAACCACUUUUAACAGUUUCAGCAACACCAAAUGUUAAAGUAGAAGCAAAACCUAUGAAAUCAACUAUUAAACAAGAUACUACAAAACCGUCUUCAAAAUCAACUAUCAAAGCACAAACAAAGCAAGAAGUAAACUCAGAUACAAUAACAUCUAAGCCUACAUCACAAUCUACCACUACCAGUACAACUACUACUUCAAAACCGACAUCAUUACCUAAAGCAUCAACAAAAGAAGUUAAAAAAGAUAAUUUAAAGAAAACUGAGAAAGAUAAUCCAACGGAAAUUAAGAAGGAUAAAUUUAAAUCACAGGUUAAAUCUGAAACAUCAAAACAAAUUAAUGAUGCAAGACCAAAAACAAAGUCUGACGAUUCCGUUAAGAAAGAUACUCAGUCUAUAAAAUCUAAACCUGUAAAAGAAAAUGAAGACUAAAAAGUAAACCAGUGUGAACAAGUUGUCAAUCCAAAUUCACUAUAUUACUUUAUUCCAUGUUAAAGUUCUACAUAUUUCAAACAUAUUGAUUUAUUUGUUAGACUUUAUGAAAUUUCGUAUGAAUUUCAUUGUUUUACUUUGAUAGGAUUUAGUUCUUAUUUAUAUUCUUUAAACAAUGUUCUCGAACAUAUGAUAUUUAAAAAGCAUUUUUUUCAUUUUAUUAUACAUUAAUAUUGAUAUAACCAGAAAAAAUAUUAGUGAUUCGGAUCUGUACAUAAGAUUGAGAAUGGUGUUGUUUUUGUAAAACAUUCAAUAUUACGAUAUAUAUAUUGAUAUAAUAUUUAAUACAAACACAUGCAUAUACAUUAAUAUAUGCAUAUGUACGUAUAUAAAUUAUAAUUUUAUUUAGUUGUAUAAUGAAGAUGAGGUCCAAAAAGAAGAAAAUCCAUUUUGUUAUAGAUGUUUAUAUUCUUUUAAUAUUAAUUAACAUUCCAGAGAAAACUGUAUAGUAAGAUUAUUAAAGUGAUCGUUCUAUAAAUAAAAUAAUUUAUAUUAGAGAUCACAUUUGUUUGUAAAAUUUAAUUAAUUGAAUUUGUCACAAAAUUUGUUUUCUGUGAUUAUAAAGAUAGAAUGUGUGCAUCUUCCAUUAAAUUUUUAAUUUCUAUUUUUGUAUGUAUUUUUCUACUUAGUGUGUACAAAUAUACACAAUAUGUGUACGAAAAUAAGAUUGUUUGCAGAUAUAUAUUUUACAGUUCGGCUGGGUAUUACACAUACAGAUUAAUUUUGAAUAUAAUGAUAUGAAACAAUAUUCUUAAUUUUAUAUAGAAUUUGGUAAAAGGUUGUACAAUUGGUACAAAAAUAAAUUUCUCCUUUUUAAAA